GGAUCUCGUUAUUGACUAUGUAACCGCAAAAAAAUCAUAAAAGAGAACGUGGAUUGUUCUCUAUCUCUGUGCCGACAACAAAACUAUAGUGGUCUAUUUCUUCAAUAUAGUCUUAUCAUAAGAUCAAAAGUCUUCAUUUGUUCAGAGUUUUGUUUACACUUUCUUCUGAGAAAAAUGCCGAGCAAGUGCGAAAUCUUGUGCGAGAUCUUGAUCGCGAUCCUUCUCCCUCCUCUAGGAGUUUGCCUCAGGCGUGGCUGUUGCACUGUGGAGUUCUUGAUAUGCUUGAUCCUGACUAUAUUAGGAUACGUACCAGGGAUAAUCUAUGCUCUUUACGUGAUUGUGUUCCAGAACCAAGAAGAGUACUUCGAUGAAGCCAGACGUCCUCUUUACUACUCCGCUUGAUUGAUAUCUCUGUCUUGUGUUUGUUCUUUUAAAAAAAAAACUGUUUACUCUUUGUAUCCCAAAUAAAUUAUAAUGUGUAAUGUGUUGAACAGAGAUUUAAAAACUUAGCGUCUUUGACUAUUAUCCUCUUGUUAUAAUAUGCAAGAUUGAAGGUUAGAUUAUUCACUUGUUGGCGUCUGUGUUCAGGUUGCAAGAUUAUAUUACCAUAGUUUAACUUU
Molecule: messenger RNA, 620 nt
Organism: Eruca vesicaria subsp. sativa (arugula)
Lineage: Eukaryota; Viridiplantae; Streptophyta; Magnoliopsida; Brassicales; Brassicaceae
Source: the annotation of a GenBank genome assembly